Molecule: messenger RNA, 1043 nt
Organism: Dictyostelium purpureum
Lineage: Eukaryota; Evosea; Eumycetozoa; Dictyosteliales; Dictyosteliaceae
Exons: 2
Coding region: 1-1014 (337 amino acids)
Source: RefSeq, a predicted model, not a curated record
AUGAAUGAUCAAUUUACAUUCGAUUUUAAUAACUUACUUAAAGCUUGUCAACCUAAGCCAAUAAGGAUUUGGUUACAAAUUUUAAUAUCUUUAGCAAUUUUUUCAGUUGCAGAAAUUACAUUUUUUUCAAAUUUUAGAAAUAUGGUGGUUGUAGAAUGUUCAUUAGCAAAUAGCAACACAACAUCAAUGUCAUUAGAUAAUUGUUUUGCCAAUAAUCACGAAAUCACCACAUGUAUCAAUAGUCAAUAUAACACUGGUUCAAAUUACUCAUUAGACUUUUCAAUUUCAUUACUUGGUUUAAAGGGUGAUAAGUACAGUCCACUCAUUUUAGGGUUUGUAAUUGUAGUAUAUUUAAUGUUUAUGUUAGUUUUCCAAGUUUGCCACUAUUUCUCAUUUAAUAAGCGUAAGAGAAUUCAAGACAUUCUUUCAGAGGCUAGAAUUUUCAUUGAUGGAAAGAAAAAAUAUGAAGGAAAACUAACCAUCUAUUUCCUUUGUGUUGGCGCCGUUUAUGUCGCCAUAAAAGUUAUAUGGAUCUCCUACAGAGACAAUCAAUAUAGCAACAUAGAGUGCAAUUCACAAACCUUUAAAGUCCAAUUUGCAACCACCGUCUCCUCCUCAGUAGGCACCCUAAUUCAAAGUUCAAUGGGUUUAAUUAUUAUGCCCCUAAUUUACAUAGGCUCAUGGAUCAACUAUUUAUCGGAUAUAGACUUAAAAAAUAUUUUAACCCAUCUCUCAAACGACUCCACCAAGCAAUUUAAAUCCAUUAGAAUAUUUAGCGUAAUCAAGUACAACAGUUUAAUUGAUAAAGCAAUUGAUGAAAAGUACGCAAAAGAACCAUUCUACAGUAGAUUUUUUAGGAAAAACACUUUUACCUUUAAAAAGACCUCCACAACUGAAAUCUCUCAAAUAUUACUUGACUAUCAAAAAACUAAUCCACAUGAAUUUGAACCAGUACAAUACAAUGAACCAAAAAUUUCAAUUAAAAGUGAAGAAAAUCAAAAACUUAUUAACUAAAUAACACCUAGUUUAUAAAUUACAAAUAU